Molecule: messenger RNA, 2124 nt
Organism: Schizosaccharomyces japonicus yFS275
Lineage: Eukaryota; Fungi; Ascomycota; Schizosaccharomycetes; Schizosaccharomycetales; Schizosaccharomycetaceae
Exons: 4
Coding region: 96-1550 (484 amino acids)
Source: RefSeq, a predicted model, not a curated record
AAUCCUGAAACUCUACACCAAUCUUGCAUUCUCUCCUGCCUACAGGCUCAUUUGCCGUUACCCAUUGCCACAACGUGCACUUCCAACAAAAACAAAUGGCUGAGGUACUCCAAUAUACUGUGGAAGAUCUAGUUUAUUUAUCAAAAUCCUCACUUGUGAAAAAACCUAAUGACAUACCCGAAUGGAUUCUGCCUGAGGUCAUAAAGGCUGACAGAGAACGGCAUUUUCGUCAGGAAAAAGAGUAUAAGAAAAAUGAUGAUGAUUCGAAACAAUUCGAACGAAAAUACGCCAAAUCGAGGCAUGAUGAUAUUGUUCUUGGCCCGCCAAAACUAAGCUUUGCUAGUAGCAGUGAGAACGGUCGUACCGUGAAUAAGAGUGAUGAUGCUCUUUCUGCGGGAGGAGGCACAUACACACCACCAGGCUCACGAUUCCGUGGUGCUACCACGGGCUCACGAUUGGGCACGAACAACGGCAAUGGCGUCGGAGCAUGGAUGAAUGUGAAUAAACACACUAGUCGACGCCGUGCCAACGAUCACGAAAAACGAGAAACUUUGGAGAAAACACAUAAAAGUAGAACUUCUGGUUCUGGUGCGGCUCCUUCAGCACAUUCACUGGAGGAGUUCGAGGCUUGGAAAAAAAUGAUGAAAGGACAAAACGUGGCAGGUGGCACCGGUCCUGGAAAAAAGGCACCUUUGUCUAAAAUGGGUUCGGGAGCAGUUUCAGUGGCUUCUACCGCACCCAAUUCAGGUGUUUCCACACCUGUUCCUUCCGCUGCACGGCCUGGGCUGGUGAGUGUGGAUUCUAUGUUUGGCAAGUGGUUGAAUGGACAGAAUGCAAGUACCAAUGCCACUCCUUUGAAUUCUCCACCGCGUUACGGUUCACCCGCUUUGAGCGUUGAUUCAACGGCCGUUCCCGGCCCAAGUGCCAUGCCUGCUUCCCGUUUCAGUAAGUUUUUCAACGGGCUCAACGUGCCUGGUAGUGCUACUAAUUCCAAACCUGGAACUCCGGUGGUCUCUCAACCUGCAUCACCUCGUGUCGCACCCAAGGCAGCCGCUCCUCCUUCGAAGGGUCCCCGGGAACAGGGAAACGAACAGACGGAAAAGGACGCGGAGGGUUUCCAACGCAUUCUCGCAAUGUUGGGUCGUCAAUCAAAUAGCGUAUCAAAUUCGCCUCUUGUGAAUAACGCUCAAUUGGCCCCUGCCGCACCAGCUAACAUUGCCCCACCUCCCGGACUUGGAGGUCAUACUUUGAGUUCAGAAGAUGUUAUGUUCUUCCGUUCGCUUAUGACUGCGGAAUCCAAGGUGCCUCCACCACCUCCUGGUUUCGCCAACAAUGCGCCCGUUUACUCUCCUUACGGGAAAGCUGCACCCAUCCAGUCGCCAGGUGUUUAUGGUCGUAAUAUGCCAGAUUCGGGAAUGGUAUAUGCACCUCCUGGUUUUUCUAAUGCUACCCAAUCUAACACUUCUACUCCCUUUUCACCACCAGGCUAUGCGCAACGCCAGUAUGGUUAUGGAUUUCCUGAAUCGCUGAAUCCUUCGUGGGAAGGUUAGAUUUGCGAAGCUGCGAGGAUUAGUUUUCUCAACACUUAUGUUAAUUGUUUUCUCUGAGGCUUCUCAUUUGGGAUUCUAUUUAAGCAUCUCUAAAAAGUGGGUCUUACGAAAUUGGAGGGAUUGGUUGUGUUUUUGCUGUCGAUAAAAACAUUUGCAUUGUCGUCGCGCGUGUCUAUUACUUUGUAUCACGCUACAAUGUUUUCAUUCCCAAGCUCACAGUUGUUCCGUAUUUCAGAACUUUGUGGGCACAAAAAAGAUUGGGAGCUUUUAAACAGUUGAUAUAUUGCAAGCCAGUUUUUCCAGGAACACCCAACUCGUGUUCCGGCAGUCCCUUAACUAAUGUGUCCCGUCUUUACUAUAUUUGGAUCUAUGAACCGAGAGUUUAAUGAGAUGAAAUGCGUUAUACUGGCGUCUGGUCAUAAACAAACCUGAUUAUUAUUAUUAUCAUAUAUAAAUUAGGUAGUAUAUCAUCCAAAGUAAUUUAUUUUUAUCGUUGUUUUGCGAAUGGAGCCUUACGGUACUUAAAAUAUGAGUAUUCUUCUCGGUGUGUGAUCGUGUUUUCAUUGUAAUUUUG